AUGAGACCGCAAACAAUGUGGCGGUCAUUGAGCCUGCUGCAACGCACCGCUUGCCACACAACUAGUCGUCGGGCCAUUCAAACGGCAAGUUCCAGGCCUAUCCCUAACUUUGCCUUCGCAUUCGACAUCGAUGGCGUUCUUCUUCGAUCCUCGAAACCUAUUCCAGGGGCGGCGGAGUCGCUGGCCCUCUUGAAGAAGCAGGGCAUUCCCUUCAUCCUACUCACCAAUGGCGGCGGCAAGCACGAGACAGAGCGCGUCGCGGAGAUCAGUGAGAAGCUACAAAUCCCAUUGGAUCCCACGGACAUUGUACAAAGUCAUUCCCCCUUUGCUGAACUGGUCAAGGGACCGGACGAGGCCAGCUCCCUUGAGCAUAAAUGCGUAUUAGUUGCUGGCGGUGAUGGGGAUAAUUGUCGGCGCGUGGCAGAACAGUACGGAUUCAAGAAUGUUGUCACCCCGGGAGAUCUUCUCAUGGCCAACUCUGCUAUCUGGCCGUUCUCUAAGAACUUUAGCGACUAUUAUAAAACUUUCGCCCGCCCGCUACCUCAGCCAAUUGACUUGAACGAUCCAUUGAAGAGCCUCAAAAUUGACGCUAUCUUUGUGUUCAAUGACCCUCGAGACUGGGCAUUAGACACCCAGGUGAUCAUGGAUCUCCUUCUCUCGUCACAGGGCCGUAUGGGCACUUUGUCGGAGAAGAAUGGUCGGAUCGAUCUACCCAACCACGGCUAUCAGCAGGAUGGACAGCCUCACCUCUAUUUCUCAAACCCCGACUUAUGGUGGGCUGCCGCCUACCCCUUACCCCGUCUGGGCCAGGGCGGUUUCCGAGAGGCGCUUGAGGGUGUCUGGGCCGCGACCACGGGAGGCCCAAGCAAGGGCAUUGAGCUGAAGAAGACCGUGAUCGGGAAACCUUAUCAGCCUACAUACGAAUUUGCGGAACGACAGCUGCUCCGCAACCGGAUGAAGACAUUUGGUGACUCUGCGGAUCUCGUGCCUCUUCAGAGAGUCUAUAUGGUCGGUGACAACCCAGAGUCUGAUAUUCGGGGCGCAAACUCCUACCGCAGUGAUUUUGGCAGUAGUUGGCACUCAAUCCUUGUUCGAACUGGCGUCUACAGCGGCGGUGAGCCUGCUUGGACUCCUCAAACCAUUGCGGACAAUGUACACAAAGGCGUUCAAUGGGCGUUGGAGAGCUCCAACUGGCCCGCCGAUCGUACUUGA
Messenger RNA from Penicillium nucicola, 1212 nucleotides. RefSeq names its product putative HAD superfamily hydrolase. NCBI's taxonomy places the organism in Eukaryota, Fungi, Ascomycota, Eurotiomycetes, Eurotiales, Aspergillaceae. Gene Ontology annotation, cellular component: mitochondrion. The coding region runs from base 1 to 1212 and encodes 403 amino acids. Gene Ontology annotation, biological process: glycerophospholipid biosynthetic process. The record is from RefSeq and is a predicted model, not a curated record. The transcript has 3 exons.